UGCGAAGAAAUAUUAGGGGCCCUCGGUUGUUAUUUUGGGGGCCCGGAUUCGGCGGGCUGGCUGUUUUAUAUUGAGAGGACGCGUCGCCGCGGCUUGGCCCUGCCAGGACCUGAUGCAAUCCAUUGAAGCCAACAAGUUUGGAGAGAAUGUUGAGUUCAAUCAAUUCAGAACGUCGAGAUGGAGCCCAACUCACUCAAGUGGGUCGGCUCACCCUGUGGUCUCCAUGGACCUUAUAUCUUCUACAAGGCUUUUCAGUUCCACCUUGAAGACAAACCGAGAAUCCUCUCCCUUGGCGACUUUUUCCUGGUCCGAUGCAAGCCAGAGGAGCCGAUUUGCAUAGCCGAACUCCAGCUGCUGUGGGAAGAGAGGAUAAGCCGGCAACUUUUAUCCAGCUCCAAACUUUAUUUCCUUCCAGAAGAUACUCCCCUGGGUAGGAAUAGCGACCACGGCGAGGAUGAGGUAAUUGCCGUUUCAGAAAAAGUAAUAGUCAAGCUUGAAGAUAUAGUAAAAUGGGCACACUUGGAUUUUUCCAAAUGGAAAUGUGGCCUGCGUGCGUUACCCAUAAAGCUCAAGGAACUGGGAAAAAAUGGACAGAAGGAAUGUAUCUUGAAGUACAGACAAUCCAUAUUAAAUAGUGGACUUAACUUCAAAGAUGUGUUUAAAGAAAAGUCUGAGCUGGACUUGUUAGGAGAGGAUGAAAAUGAGGGUAAUGUGAUGGUGCUAAGUUAUCCCCAGUAUUGUCGAUAUCGUUCAAUACUGAAACGUAUCCAGGCAAAACCCUCUUCAGUUUUGGCGGAACACUUUGUUCAGGCACUGGGGGGCAUUCCCAUCAUCAACAAGAACACAAAGAUCCUUUACUGCCGGGAUACGUUUGAUCACCCAACUCUGAUCGAUAACGAAAGCAUAUGUGAUGAAUUUGCACCAAACCUUAAAGGCAGACCCCGUAAAAAGAAGCAAUGCCCUCAAAGGAGAGAUUCUGUAAAUGGAGUAAAAGAUGCCUCUAAUAUUUGCGAGGGCAAAACUGUUGCCAAGGUAAAAUGUGAAGUAAAGACAAGCUUACCAAAAGCCAGGACAGCCAACGGCAACUGCAAAAAAAUCCCUAUUGAGGAAAAACCAAAGUCCCCUGUGGAAGAUGGAUGUAAGAAUGAAGAAUGCAAAGCUGAUGAGCAAGCAUUUCUUGUAGCACUAUACAAGUACAUGAAAGAGAGGAAAACUCCCAUUGAAAGGAUACCAUAUUUAGGCUUUAAGCAAAUUAACCUUUGGACUAUGUUUCAAGCUGCUCAAAAACUGGGAGGAUAUGAAACGAUUACUGCACGGAGGCAAUGGAAACAUAUAUAUGAUGAAUUAGGUGGCAAUCCAGGAAGUACUAGUGCUGCUACAUGCACACGUAGGCAUUAUGAGAGAUUAAUCCUUCCGUAUGAAAGGUUUCUCAAAGGAGAGGAGGACAAGCCGCUACCUCCUGUGAAGCCUCGGAAACCUGAUGCCAAUUUUCCGGAGGCGGAGGCGAAAACCAAAAUGUGCAGCAAAAAAGGAGUUAGGCAUGAAGGUCCAAAGACAAAGAAGGAAAGGGAUGCUGCUGCUAAAGCUGAGGAAGCAGAGGAUGAGGAGGAGAAUGAUGAUGAUGAUGAUGAUGAUGAUGAUGAGAAAGAAGUGUCUGUUGUCUAUGAUUCAGAGGAGACCAAGCCAUCUGUAGAGUGUUCUGAUUUAACAGAAGAAAAAGAACAAGUACAAGAGUCUAUUCCUGACACAUGCCAUGUGAAAAACGAAGAUAAAAUGUGCUCAGAACCUGUUCCUGCUGACUCAUUCACUCAUCUAGUAAAAGAGAUUAAUUCUAGUCUGGCAGAUGAACAACCACAAAUGACUAUCGAAAAUUCAACCAUAAUAAAACAAGAGCAAAGCAAACAAGAAUUUUCAGACCCAUCUGAAAGGGACGUCCGAGAAGGACAUUUCAAUAUGUUUCCCACAGUUCAGCUCCAGGUUCCACAUGAAAACCACAUAGAAGAUGAGAGACUGCUGGACAUGCCGGAUUAUAUUGCAAAUUGCACCGUAAAGGUGGAUCCAUUGAGCUCAGAGGACCUGAAGAAUCCUCUGGACAGCAACAUUUUACAAAAUGCACUAAAGCAGAAUCCCAAAGUGUACUUAGUGCAAAGCCUGGAUGUGCUGAAAGAGAAGGACAAUUUAUCAUCAUCAAGUGAAGAAUCGUCAUUCACCUACACACCUUUGUUGUAUUCAAGGGGAAACCCAGGAAUAAUGUCCCCUUUGGCAAAAAAGAAGCUUUUAUCCCAGGUUAGUGGGGCUGUGCAAUCUGGAAGCUACCCAUAUGGCUCACCCCCACCCUUAAUUAGCAAGAAGAAAUUAAACUCUAAAACAGAAAUAUCUCCACCUUUAGUACAAACCCAUUCAGCAUCCAACUCUGAACCUAUCCUUGUAAACAGACCAUCAGUGAUACAACAUGUUCAAAGUUUUAAGCAUAAAACUUCAGAUGAUAAAAAGAACUUGCUUGACCCUUACAAAAUUAGUACCAUAAACAAAGCUGACUCUUACCGCUCUGAAUUUGCAAAGCACCAACAAAGUGUGCUUGCAGAGUCUUAUUCCUUGAAGUCCAGUAUGCUUGAACAUAAAGAGCAGAUGGCUGAGAAAAGAGCCGCACAACACUCCAGCUUCUUGGAAUUCUACUCAUCACCUCAUCUGCACAGGCUUUACCGGCAAACAGAACACCAUCUUCAUAAUGAACAUCCGUCAAAAUAUCAUUCUCGGGAAUUGUAUAGAGAAUCCGAAAAUAUGUCCUCUCCCCAUAAACAUCAAGAGAAGCUUCAUUACCAUCAUUCUUUGCACCAACAAGAAAAACAGAAUGUACCUGAUCACAUGGAUGACCAACCAACUGAUUUGAGCCUUCCCAAAUCUAUGCACAAGCACACAGCCAAAAUAUCAGGAUCUAACCUCUCUCAUCAGUUGGUGCAGCAAGAAAGCAAAAGUCCAUUUCAUGUUCCAAACAACAAGCAUAUGGGAAUAGACUGCAAUCCAAAGGCCUGUAGAGUUUCACCAAUGACAAUACCAAUAUCAAAAAGACACCAUGAGUCUGUUCACAGGUCAAUAAAGACACACAGUGCAAGACAUGACAAUGUAAGAAAGAUGGAAGGUCUUGUACAUCCAAUCACUGUUGGCAAAGUCAGUCCUCAGAACUUUGGGACCCUACGGCCAUUGAAGAGAAGCUUAGAUGAUCUAGAAGGUCCCGUCAGUGAGAAAAAAAUACGAGCCGUGUCCCCUUUAAACGUGACAAAGGAAAUACCAGGGAAAGAGAUCUUUACUGGCCAAGAGGGUGAAAGCAGCAAAUCUAUUCAUGACAUUCAUUCUAGCAGUAUGAUGGAAAGUCACAAAUAUCCAUUGUCAACUCCAAUUUUUCCUGGACUUUACCCAGCAAGUUUAUGUGGUGGUCUUGGCACACAUAUACCAACUGCCUACUCCCAUCCACUGCAGUACUUGAAAAACCAGAGUGUGCUUUCACCACUAAUGCAACCCUUAGCCCUUCAUUCCUUGAUGAUGCAAAGACAAUAUCUAACUAACUCCACAAAUUCUCAGCAGCUCUAUAGACAUUUGGCCUCAGCAGGCCCUGUAGGAUCUUCAUAUGGUGACCUACUACACAACGGUAUCUACCCUUUAACGGCAAUCAAUCCCCAGUCCUCUUUUCCUUCUUCCCAACUGUCCUCUGUCCACCCCAGCACAAAACUUUAAGCAACUAUCCGGUGACAAAAUAACAACAAAAUGUCAAUUCUUUUAGCUACAUUCCUUGCCUAGCACAAUACUCUGCAUAAACACUUGUCUACUGUGUGAGCCACAAUAUAACCUUUAAACGUACUAUGUUCAGAGGGGUAAGGAUGGAUUUCAGGUCCCACUUGACAGACUAGACUAGUACUUUCACAGUUUUUAUAAUGGGAACAGCUGAAGUUUGCACACCAUUUUUAACAUCAUUAUUCAGCAUUGACCAUCUCGUGUGUUGCACUCCUUUUGUGUAAGGUGGCUGAAAAGUUAUUGGUUCAAAUUAUGGAGUACAUGUACACCCUGGAGGAUGCGCUUUUGCUUUGUUAUUAUUUUGUUUAUUAUUAUUUUUUUUACUGUUAAAGGUUCAAUCAAUGCAAUGUAUAGUAACAAGUCAAUCAUU
Messenger RNA from Nanorana parkeri, 4159 nucleotides. RefSeq names its product AT-rich interaction domain 5B (gene ARID5B). The transcript is spliced from 11 exons. Gene Ontology annotation, biological process: regulation of transcription by RNA polymerase II. The record is from RefSeq and is a predicted model, not a curated record. Bases 178 to 3732 code for a protein of 1184 amino acids. Gene Ontology annotation, cellular component: nucleus. NCBI's taxonomy places the organism in Eukaryota, Metazoa, Chordata, Amphibia, Anura, Dicroglossidae. Gene Ontology annotation, molecular function: transcription cis-regulatory region binding.